Molecule: messenger RNA, 1551 nt
Organism: Laccaria bicolor S238N-H82
Lineage: Eukaryota; Fungi; Basidiomycota; Agaricomycetes; Agaricales; Hydnangiaceae
Exons: 5
Coding region: 1-1551 (516 amino acids)
Source: RefSeq, a predicted model, not a curated record
AUGCAAGCACUGCACCAUAUGUGUUUGUUUGUGCAGAGCGAGGAUUUGGAGAGGUGUCUAGCAUUUGCAUCUUGCUGGAAUACGAAUGUUUCUCCUUCGCUGGACAUCGCGAUCGUUGGGUAUAUACCCAUUUUUUCCUUUCUAAACCUCAUGUCGACAAAUGUCAAACAUUCAUUAUUGGUCGUCCGCCAGGCCUCCCACUUGACUAACAUUCAUAUCCCGGCGGUGGGGCAAAGGCCUUUCCUUGUGCGAUUGGUUGGUUCAAGUCAAGUCCCAACGUCUAAACGUAGCCUGAAGAACUUCAAACCAAACUCCAAAGCCUUUGUUUGUUCUCCUCCGUCCUUGAACACCGCUUUUCACAAGGAUGGGUCCUGGCUUCGGACCCCAAAGGUCAGAGAGGAAACGGAUGCGUUCCCCUCCACUCAUAGAAGAGAAAUGGGGACUCUAGCUGUGAGACAAAAUUGUGGACUCCCCAAGAAGCAUCGUGAAGGUUUUGUGUCGCCGUCUGAGUUUGACCGAGGCUUUUGCUCUACAUCAUCUACAGCGACAACGACACGCUUGCCCAAAAUGAAAAGGUUUCUGCCUCCUUUAGAUGUGCCAGAUGAGGACGACGUUGCGAAAGUUGGUCGAUUCCUCUUUAGGCCGAGCAGACUUCCAGCCUUCAUAAUUUCCGAUCUUGACAAGCUACUCCUUACGGCUCACAGUAAGCCUCUCAAUUUCAAGCGUAAGAACGCCAUCUGCAAUCUAUGGAAGGCCUUCCAUCGAAUGCUUGUUUUGUUUGAACCAGUGUUACAUUCCAGGCCACAGGAUUUUCACCUUGGCGAUCCUUCCUACUCACGCGGAAAAGUGAGGUGUUAUGCAAAUGACCCUCGAGAUGCGUAUACGACCAUGGUCAUUGAGUUCACGCAAUUUACGCUCCGCGAUGAGGACAACUUUGGAAAGCUCUUGCGUGAAGCAGAAGGUGUCUUUGAGCACAAUCGUUUUCUAGGUGUGGAGACACCAAUUAUCAUCAUUUUUUGCUUUGACGACACAUUCCACUUUGUGUAUUACGACCCCAAUGAUACCUACAAAUUCCGAAAGGGACGGCUUCCGCCCCAAAAUCGCCCGAUGGUGUCCCAAGUGCCAUAUUGGCCCCCCACCAUCGAUAACAUCCGUAUCGUUGUGGAAUGCUUCUACCGCUUCCUCAUUCAAAGUUAUAUCUGGACUCUGGACAAAAACGAUAGGUUAGAACAAGGCAUUCCCAUGGAGGAAUCAGAAAUUUUGAAAUCAUUGAUCGAGGAUGUGCUUACCCAGACAGGACGGGCAGACAUUCUGUGUGACAAGGGACUUGAUGAACAGGGAGAUGCUAUGGCAGAAGCCGCCUUCUAUGGUCUCAUCCGUAGCUGCCCAGGAAGGCCUUCAACUGAAUAUGAAGAGCGACAAGUGUCCUUUCAAAAUGAUGAAGAUUUGAAUCAUGCGGAUUUAUCUGUCCCGAACCAAUUAACCAUCGCAUCUAGGGGUGCCAAACCUGACGAGAGUAUUCGAGCACAGUCCACAAGCGGUGUGGCCUAG